Molecule: messenger RNA, 1098 nt
Organism: Lycium barbarum (goji berry)
Lineage: Eukaryota; Viridiplantae; Streptophyta; Magnoliopsida; Solanales; Solanaceae
Exons: 6
Coding region: 218-727 (169 amino acids)
Biological process (GO): endoplasmic reticulum to Golgi vesicle-mediated transport
Cellular component (GO): TRAPP complex
Source: RefSeq, a predicted model, not a curated record
UUACGCGAUGGGUAAAAUUGUAACCAAACCAAGCAAACGGGACGUUGUCUCAUAACCCAUUUUACUCGACCCGGAGGUUGGAGGAUCCGACUUGUCGCCAUUUGUGGAAUGUCUUAAAUCAAACAAACUUCUCCCUACCCUUCAGUCCACAAAGCUUCUCAAUCAGUGCCUCUACCCAGUCAGUCAAUCAAUCAGCCAGUAAAGGUAUUAGUAAAAGAUGCAAUUCUUCGGAGGAUCAGAGAUCAGCCCAUCGCCGCCACCGCCAACAGUAUCAGGAAAUAAUGCACAUAUGGUGUACGUAUUCAAUAGGAAUGGAGUUUGUCUUCUUUACAGGGAAUGGAAUCGUCCUCUUAAGACCUUAAACCCUCAGCAAGAUCAUAAGCUCAUGUUUGGUUUACUCUUUUCCCUCAAAUCUUUAACUGCCAAGAUGGAUCCUACAAGUGCUGAAAAAGGUAAUCUUGGGGUGCCGCAAUUACCUGGACAAGGAUGUUCAUUUCACAGCUUUCGUACUAAUACAUAUAAACUCAGUUUCAUGGAGAGUCCGUCUGGAAUAAAGAUCAUCCUUGUCACGCAUCCUAGGACUGGUGAUCUAAGGGAAUCUUUGAAGUAUAUUUACAAUUUGUAUGUUGAAUAUGUGGUGAAGAAUCCGCUCUACUCCCCAGGGGCUCCUAUUAAGUGUGAGCUAUUUAAUUCUACGCUCGAUCAGUAUGUUAGAGGCCUUGGAUAAUUUCUCAAGGAUCAAGUGGAUUCAGAUAUCGGAUACUGCAUUUGGCUUAGUCAUCCCUUUCAAUUAUGACAUUUAUCAUCAAUGAUGGACGAUUGGCUCAGGUAGAGCUCAAUACAUUCUCGAAACUUGCUGUACCAACUUUGGACAAGUGUUGUGCCAAUUAUGUUUACCUAGUUACAGUAUGAUCGCAUUUUGGUAACUUCAGUAUAUUGUCUUUCAUGUCAUUAAAGGUGUUUAAACAAUAAUACUUGGAUUAGGUCCGUAUUACAUUCUUUCGAUGCUCCUUAUCCUGUGAAGUUUUUACAUACCAUGUAUACACUAGUACAAUGAAGAAUGGUACUUCUAAAGGUUUAAAAUAGUUUUGCAAUGAA